Molecule: messenger RNA, 1112 nt
Organism: Erigeron canadensis
Lineage: Eukaryota; Viridiplantae; Streptophyta; Magnoliopsida; Asterales; Asteraceae
Product: bZIP transcription factor 11-like
Exons: 1
Coding region: 427-900 (157 amino acids)
Biological process (GO): positive regulation of DNA-templated transcription
Cellular component (GO): nucleus
Molecular function (GO): DNA-binding transcription factor activity; transcription cis-regulatory region binding
Source: RefSeq, a predicted model, not a curated record
AUUCAUUUCUCAUUUUCCUCUGUAGUGUCCAAACUAUAUUAUUUUUCUUGUUGUAAAUCACAUCAUCUUCAUACUUCAAUUUUUUUUUUAUAUGCAUGGGUGUUAAAGAUUAAUGUCUCCCGCUCUUUGUGAAAUCCUUCGUUCCGGUUUUAUGAUAAACUCCACACUUGUUCGCCGUAUUCAUCUUGUUCAAUCCUUUUCCGUUGUCUUCCUUUAUUGGUUUUACGUUUUCUCGGAAAUUAAUAACAUUAUUGUUUAGGUUUCCUAUAUUAGUUACAACUUUUAAACCUUCUUGUAUUCAAUUUUUGACUUAUAACUAGAUAUCCCGUGUAGCCCGAAUUGUAUCACGUCCCAUUAACCUAUAGAUCGUGAGUUUACAUUUAUAUAUUGUGUUUUCAUAAAGAAAAAGGGGAAAAUAAAGAUCAAAUGGCUUCUUCAAGUGGAAAUUCAUCUCAGAUCCAUCAGUCUGCAUCUGACGACGGACUGAUGGAUCAAAGAAAGAGAAAAAGAAUGGAAUCUAACCGCGAAUCAGCACGUAGAUCAAGGAUGAGAAAACAAAAACAUAUCGAUGAUUUGAUUGCUGAAUCAACCAAGAUCAAGAACGAUAACGAUCAGAUCAAAUCCACGAUCAAUCUUACAACUGAACAGACUACUAAAAUUGAAGCCGAAAAUUCCGUGUUGAGGGCUCAAGUAAAUGAACUUAGCCAAAGGUUGAACUCACUUAAUGAGAUUAUAAAUUAUAUGAACACAAAUACUAAUAGUACAACUAAUCAAUAUUGUAGUGGUGGUAGUACUACUAAUGGGUUGUUUGAGUUUGAUUACAUGGAGAAUCCAUGGAAUAUGAUGUAUGUCAAUCAACAACCAAUUAUGGCUUCAGCUGCAGAUAUGUUUGGGUACUAGUGACUCAAAUGAUAAUGAACUAAUGCUUACUAGUUGGGUUGUAUUAUUUGGUUUGUGGGGUUAAGUUUUUUUGGUUGUAACUUCUAUGGUUUUUGUGGGGUAUGCUUUUUACGAGUAUGUUAUUUGUGGGUUAUGAAUUAUUGUACCUAGGAUUAAUGUUUGUACUUUUAUUAAUGUUAUUUACUUAGUGGCUAAACUUGUUAUUAUUUCAA